GACUAUAUUGAAGGCUGUGGUGAGAAUCAUAAUGGGGAGAGGAGGAGGCUCAUUGGAGCGUCUCUCUGCAUGUGAAGCGCGUGCGUCAGAGUGAGGCGGUGACAGCAGAGGUGAGCACCUCAGAAGCUGCUGGGUUCGUCUCCCUCUGUGGCUCGCCUCAGCAGCACCCCCAGACCACCACGGAGGGAAUUUUCUUAAUUUGGAAUAGAUGCAGGCGCUCCUUGAAGACUUAAGUCAAACGACAUGACACGUAACUCUGUUGUGAGUGUGUGAAGAGCUAUUUUUAAGAAAUGCUGACUCAGCCUGAAUGACAAGAAGAAUGAAGGAAACAGCACACGAUAAAGCAACAGCCUAGAUUAAAUGUGUCUGAUUAUUUAAAGUGAUGCUUCAUGCACCGUCCUCCUGAUGGCAGACUGGCUCAGUGUGUGGUGGACUUGCUGAGCUUUGGAUUUGAGGUCUUUCAGGACACUGGGGCAGGUACCGGCCAGCUGCUGCAGCCUCACCAUGGGAGAGACAGCAGAUUACCAAAGACUACAGGACACAUCUGAGUCUGACAACCAUCGCUGUCCCAGUGACGAUGAAGAGAGACUGGGCAGAAGCAUGCAGAGUGAGGAGGGGACAGAAUGGCUGCAGGAUCUGCUGAUGGAGGUGCAGCUGCAGCAGUACUUUAAACAGAUCAGAGAUGACCUCAACGUCACGCGGCUGUCACACUUCGACUACGUCAAGAAUGAAGACCUGGAGAAAAUUGGCAUGGGCCGACCCGGGCAGAGACGACUCUGGGAGGCUGUGAAAAGAAGGAAAGCCAAGCGGAAGUCCUGGAUGAGUAAGGUGUUUAGUGGGAAGCGACCAGAUGGAGAAUACCCUGAACAGAACCAGCUGGCCUCCUCAUUUCGUAAACUGUCCCUCACGCCACCCUUUUGUCUGGGUGAGGGAAUACUCUCCUCACAGUCCUGCGGUGGCUCCCUGCUCGAUGGGCGGCAGCAUGCCCUGACCUGUCUCAUCCCAGAGAAGGACCUGACACUGUUUGAGAAGCUGGGGGAUGGCUCUUUUGGCAUUGUGAAGCGAGGGGAGUGGGUGACGCCUGCUGGGAAGCUGGACGUGGCCGUCAAGUGCCUGAGGACAGACGUGCUGAGUCAACCUGACGCUCUAGAAGAUUUCAUCUGUGAGGUCAACGCCAUGCACUCCUUGGACCAUCAGAAUCUCAUUCGCCUCUACGGUGUGGCGCUCACACACCCAAUGAAGAUGGUGACUGAGCUGGCUCCCCUUGGUUCUCUGCUGGACCGUUUGCGUUGCAUUCACCCACAGGGCCCGGUGCCGAUCCACACUCUGUGUCAGUAUGCGCUGCAGGUAGCCAGUGGCAUGGCUUAUCUGGAGCAGAGGAGGUUUAUCCACAGGGACUUGGCAGCAAGGAACGUCCUGCUGACCUCAAAACACAAAGUGAAAAUUGGGGACUUUGGCCUGAUGAGGGCGCUACCGAACAACGAUGACCACUAUGUCAUGCAGGAGCAUCGCAAGGUGCCCUUUGCUUGGUGUGCCCCAGAGAGUCUGAAGACGAGGACGUUCUCGCAUGCUACUGACACCUGGAUGUUCGGAGUCACGCUUUGGGAGAUGUUCACUCAUGGCCAGGAGCCAUGGCUGGGGCUCAGCGGCAGCCAGAUUCUUCAUAAAAUUGAAAAAGAAGGUGAGCGGCUCCCGAAGCCAGAGGACUGUCCACAGGACAUCUAUAAUGUAAUGCUGCAGUGCUGGGCUCAGAAAGCAAACGACAGACCGAGUUUUGUUGCCCUCCAUGAGUUCCUGCUGGAGACCAUGCCCACAGACAUGUGCGCUCUACAGGACUUUAACGAGGCAGACAAACUCCUGAUCCAAGUCAGCGAUGUCAUCACCAUCAUAGAGGGGAGGGCUGAGAAUUACUGGUGGCGAGGUCAAAACAAGCGCACCCUGAAGGUGGGACGGUUUCCCAGGAACGUGGUGACCUCGGUUGCGGGGCUGUCAGCCCACAGCAUCAGCAGGCCUCUGAAGAACAGCUUCAUCCACACGGGUCAUGGAGACACCAACCCUCAGCGCUGCUGGGGCUUCCCGGACAGGAUCGAUGAUUUAUACCUGGGGAACCCUAUGGAUCCUCCUGAUGUUCUGGGUUUUGAUCUGGGUGCUACUCGGCUGAUGCAGCUACCAGGACGAUAUCAAAAGGAGCCUCCCCCCCGCCCUCCUCAGCCUUCGGUGCUAAUCAAUAAACCUUGUUAUGAUGAAGUGAACGAGGAGGAGGAUACGGCUUCUGCAGCUCUUGGGAGGAAAACCUGCUCGCUCAGAAGCCUGAAGCUUAAACCGGCAGCGUGGGUCCCUGCUUUCAGACAUGGAGGUGGGAGGACUUUGGGCUCAGACCACCACACCAACAGUGACAUGUCUCUAAUUGACUUUGGAGAGGAUUUCCCUCCAUCUCCUUCUCCUGUGGUGGAAAACCAAAUUCCUCUGUUGGCCAAGCUAGCUUUGGAAACUAAGAACAUCCUGGACAAGACCCCACCUCGGAGCCCAUCCACAGCACUGCCUCGACCACUUCACCCCACUCCUGUAGUUGAUUGGGAUGCACGGCCAUUACCUCCACCCCCCACCUACAGUGAUGUAGCCCAAGAUGAAGAUGAUGUGGAGGUGAGCUCUGUCUACAGCUCAGAGCAGCAGCUUGAAGAUGAAAGGAGUACUGUCCACAGUGAUGAUGGAGUUCUCUCCUCAGGACACAGGGUGGAGGGUGAGACCCUGAUCUUAGGCGGACCAGACCUACCAGUUCUUGAAGACAACCUUUUUCUUCCCAGCAAGCAGAACCAGAGUAUGCUCACCUCUUUCUCCCAAUCUGCAGAGAUCUUUCAGGAACUCCAACAGGAGUGCAUGAGAAGGCUCAAGGUCCCAACAGGAAGUGCUUGCCAGUCAUCCUCGCCAUCCCAGAUCUCCACCCUGUCUCCGCAAACUUCUCAGAACUCACCUGAUGGACAACAGAGUUUCUCCUCCACCAGUGAGGACAAGCCUCAGAUCCCCCCACGGGUCCCCAUCCCUCCUCGCCCCAUAAAAAGGGGGGACUACACUUCCCCUCGAUGGCCAAGGGAUCUCUCAAUUUCUCCAAUGCCAGCUGACACUGAAGAGGGCACCUCAUGCCUGUCCACCCCACCCCAGAUCCCUCCCAGGGAUCCUCUGUCUCAGCCGGGCUCCAGGUCUCCAAGCCCCAUCAGUCUGUUGAGCUACAGCCAGCAGAAGCUAUCCUCUGUCAGCCCCAUCACCCAGCAGGCCUCGUUUACAUCCUACCCCUCUGCACACACCUGCCUCUUCACCUCUCCAGGUAAACCUAUGCCCACCACACACAGCUUUGCCUCAGAUCCUAAAUAUGCUAAACCCAAAGUGAUCCAGGCUCAGUGGAAGAACUCUGCCACCAAAGGCCCCUGUAUCCUGCCCAUUGUCCAUGACGGGCAAAAACUAAGUACCACUCACUAUUACCUCCUUCCAGAGAGGCCUCCUUACCUUGACCGCUUCAAAAGCUUCUUCCGGGAGGCGGAGACCUGUCCAGCAGGUGACGUCGAGGACAGACAUGUACGAAAGGCCAACAUGGCCACCGUGAGACCAAUGAUGGUCAACACCCAGACAGUCCAGGGCCAGGGGCCCAUCCAGCCUGGUGAGCUGAAGGCUAAUUGCUUCUCCAGUAAUAAUAGCAGCGAGCGUGGGUCUCGGUCAGAGAUGAAGACAUCCGUUAGUCUCCCUCGUGUGUUUUCAGAUGGGUUGACGGCACCGGUGGUCACUGCUUCCUGUACCAGGAAAGACAAUGGAGGAAGUUCUCUUGACAGAGUCAAAAUGGUGCAGGAGGCGGUUCAUGGCGUGACUAUAGAAGAGUGUCAAGCUGCCCUCCAGAACCACAACUGGAAUGUCAAGAAAGCUGUGAAUCAUCUGAAGGUGGAGUGGUUGUCCUCUUUGGGUCUGGGAAGCAGGGCGGACUGUUUAAAGCUGCUGGAGGCGUGCCACUGGAAUCUGGAAAUGGCCAGCUCUCAGAUGUUAGGUGAUUAUGGAUCCACUCUAAAGUAAAGUUGGUGACAGAAAUGGCACGGUGCGGAGCUUUGGUUGGACCUUUAUCCUCAGUGCAACAUAAUCAGGAGCGGGAUCUUCUCUUGACUGGUUCUGUCUGUCGCUCCAAACAGAAGAUUUCAGCCUGAGGACAGAAGAGUGAAGCACAAAUGAGAUGAGAGUCCACUUACCACAGACACGGAGAAGUUUAGGCUAAACGAAACAACAUCCUCAUCCACCAGCUGGGACUAAAACAAGUCACAAAACCCACUAGCUACAAUAUCAAACAUAUAGAGUUCAAAAGCUGAAUUUAAAAUAAAUAUCACCCAAAGUGCAAACUCCUCUUUUGGCAGCUGUAUCGUCACUUACGGACAACUAUUCCGACAAGACUAUAGAACAUCUGGGACCCACGAUAAAACACAUUCUUAAAUUGGCUGUUAAGGCAAAUCCAGGAAAACAUGUCACCUGUUUUAGUCAAUAUAUGGACUUGUGUUCUGCUUGAAGCCAAAGAAAAGUAAUGAACACAACUGCAGAAUAAACUCGGCUCCCCGCUAGACUGGUCCCAUUCGGAAGUGGAAUGCACAUUUCUGUAUUUGUUAUAUUUAUUUAAAGGUUUGGUGAUAUUUUACUUUGAUCCUCUACAAGAGAAAACUCCCCAGUCAAUUAUAGUAUAGUAACAGCAUUCUGUAGUAUUAUUGUCCCCCCUCCAAAAAAAAAAAAACACCCUCGUGGCUUUCCUGGUUCCAUUCCUGUCAGUAUUAAACACUGAGUGAGAAUAAUUCAGAGGGAAUUUUCUGAUUUAGGGCUGAAUUCUGCCUUCUCCCGUCUAAAGAGACAUGUUUAGGGUUAGGGACCGGAACCACCAGCUGGCUGGAAGUAUCCGUGGGCUGUUAGUCUUCAAACCAAGCUGCUUUAGUUUUGAUUUCCAUCAAAGCCAUGUCGUCCUGUUGUGAUGUUAGCAAACUGUUUCUUUGCAGAUUUAAUUUAGUCCAGAACAUUUAAAGUUGCUUUUUACCUGCUGUUUCUCCUCCAGUGUGCCAUCUCUGCUUUUAUUUGACUUUUCUCCCCGACCUGUUAAAGGCCCCACGUUGCUCCCUCCUGACGUUGAUUAAGUUCUUGUUUCCAAAUUUGUAAAGGUAUUUUUUUUAUUAAAAAAAUAUUUCUUA
Molecule: messenger RNA, 5201 nt
Organism: Nothobranchius furzeri (turquoise killifish)
Lineage: Eukaryota; Metazoa; Chordata; Actinopteri; Cyprinodontiformes; Nothobranchiidae
Gene: tnk2b
Product: tyrosine kinase, non-receptor, 2b
Biological process (GO): protein phosphorylation; signal transduction; regulation of keratinocyte differentiation
Molecular function (GO): protein binding; protein serine/threonine/tyrosine kinase activity; protein tyrosine kinase activity
Source: RefSeq, a predicted model, not a curated record